Messenger RNA from Seminavis robusta, 546 nucleotides. Lineage: Eukaryota; Bacillariophyta; Bacillariophyceae; Naviculales; Naviculaceae. The record is from the annotation of a GenBank genome assembly.
AUGACAUCAUAUGUUGCAAUCGACCACUUCGGCACAGAAACACUCACCGCCAUCCCACCAGAGGAAAAGCCCACCUACAACAGCCUCAAAAUCAUCCACCAGGAGCUCAACGCUAAUGCAAUGACAAUUGCAGAAACUAACAGGCUCUUUGCAGCAAACGAAAAACAAUUUCUCAUCUUCAGAGGAACCGAAACAGCGCUCAAGAAGCAGUUGCUGGAAGCGGUAUCUGACACCUUCACCAAAACACUCAAACACAAGAUGUACGGCUAUGCACAAGUCACCGCCCGUGAAAUCCUCGCCCACUUAGAUGCAGCAUACGGCACAGUGGACGCCGAUGACAUCAAGGACAACGAAGAACGCAUGAACGCUACCUGGAAUCCUUCCCAACCAAUCGAAGACCUCUACAAUCAAGUCAAGGACGCCCAGAAGUUUGCCGCCGACCAUGAUGGCUGCAGACAAGGAAAGACGCCGAAUCCUCACUCCGAAGGAAGUCGGAUAUGCGAACAAAGUGACGAACCAAACCACCAAAAUGCCAACUGCGACUAA